AAGCAAUUUAGGAUCAGGGUCCAGCCUCGAUCUCCCUCCCGGCGCGGCUAAGCCAACGGUUCAAUUGCCCCGAUGCACAUUGCACCGGCCCUCGUCUUUUCUUUUAUCGCUGCCAUUCCCUCGACGUUCCCGUAUUUACGCUCGUCCCUGACGCCCCCAGCUCUACCGUAUGUCGUCAAAGCGAGGUAGGAAGAGGAACGACAACCUCCCCCCCAACCGUGCCCGGGAUGUGCAGAGAGCGUUCAGAGCGAGGAGGGCGGCCCACUUGCAGGCCAUGGAGAAACGGCUCGAGGAAGUGGAGGAGGAGAACACCCGACUGCGGGCAGCGCUGAACCUGCCUCCGGCGAACCGUCCCCCGCUCGGGAAAGGCCCCACGGGCAAAGACAAGCCAAAGAUCUUUUCCUCAGCCGGGGCCUCGACGUCCGCCGGAUUGGCGUCGCCCCUCGCCUCCAACAGUGGCGCGACGUCGUCCGCCGAGUCGUCGCGAACGAGCUCGCUUUCCCCGUCGGCCAUGGCCGCCCAAAUCGCAUCCCCCACGACCAUUCAGGCGAUGGAUAACGCUGCAUGGGACCAGGCUUUCUUACGGGACAGCCGGCCUGACGGCCACGCUUCCCCUGCACCCGCUCCCUAUCGCCUGUCCGCCGUCACGCCAUCAAUGUCCCAGAAAUCCCCGUCGCAAUACUCCAUGUCUACCAACCCGCUGCCAUCGACCUCGCGGCAGUCUGUUGGAAACAUCUACAUUCCGACGGAGCCGCCCAAUUACGCCCAUACCGCUGAUCGCCCACCGCCUCCGAGUGGCGCUUAUGAUAGCGGGUCGAACUUCCUAUUGCGCGACGUCCGGGAGGACAGUCAGCAAUAUUCGUACUCGCAGCCCGGAUUUUCCCCCACUUCCAAUCUAGGGUCGCUCCAUCACCAGCCCCAAAUGUCCGACAGUCCGUCCCUCUCUUCACUCUCAGGGUAUCAGCAGCGCGAGCCGGGGUCGGCGCUGUCGAACCUGCCCUAUUCACAUAGACGUUCAAUAACGGAGCCACUGGGCGGCUUCCGAGGGAACGUAGGGCAAUACACGGCUCUGCCCCCGACUACCAUGCCCCAGCAGCAGGGGGGAGUGCGUCUCUCGCCUCCCACUCGACUGCUCGACGUCCCCCGUGCAGGACACAACCCCGGACUGGCGCGCAUCAACCAGCUGCCGUAGCUGGUCUGGUCUGAUCGCGCCCUCCGUGUCGCCCAACGACCAGGUGCAUGGACAUUCUGUCGUCACAUCGGACAUGGCAUAGGUGGUCUCAAUAGGUGGAAGAAAAUUCUGUAUCUCUAAUCGAUCGAUAGUGCUCUGGGUUACUUCGCAUUCACAUAGAUGUACAAGCAUUAUCCCCGUCUCUCUGCAACUACUGGAUAUACUAGUUUAUUUAUUUCGAUGUACUCUCUCUGCUGUAACGAUAGUGCCGUCCGCGAUGUCGGACGCGAG
Messenger RNA from Gloeophyllum trabeum ATCC 11539, 1462 nucleotides. RefSeq lists its product as uncharacterized. The transcript has 2 exons. The record is from RefSeq and is a predicted model, not a curated record. Bases 170 to 1192 code for a protein of 340 amino acids. NCBI's taxonomy places the organism in Eukaryota, Fungi, Basidiomycota, Agaricomycetes, Gloeophyllales, Gloeophyllaceae.